ACUUAAAAGUUCUGAUGAUAAGAAAAAAAUUCGUAAUUUUGUGUGCUAAUGGAUGUUACCUAGACUUAUUGAGAUGAUUAUUUCCCAGUAGGUACACAUACUGAAUCAUUGUGUUGUACACCUGAAAUUAAUGUAAUGUUACAUGUCAGUUAUAUCUCAAUUUUUAAAAAUCUGAUAAAUAAUCAAAGUCAAGAUGCUAAUCUCCUAUAUUUUCCUCUAAAAGCUUUAUUGUUAUCCUCACAAAUACCUACUAUCCAUUUGAAAAAAAAUUUUUUUUUGGUAUAGUGUGAUAUAUGGGUCAAGAUUCAUAAAUAAGUAAAAAUAAACUAGCUGUAUUUUAUACACAAGGCUGUCUAAAUUGACCCAGCACCAUCUAUUAAAAAGGCCAGCUUUCCCCCUGCACUGCAGUGUCAGCUUUGUCAUAAAUCAGGAGACUGUAUGGAAGGGGUCUGUUUCUGGACACCCUAUUCUUCCAUCUGUCUGACCUUGUGCACCAAUAUCUCUGUGCCUUGAUUACUGUUGCUUUAGAGUAAGUCUUUAUUACUCUGGUAGUGGAAGUCCUCUUAAAGUUCCUCUCUAAAAAUUGUAGGGUUUUAAAAAAAAUCUAACCCAGCCCCCAAGGUAAUUUUCAAAAAUACAUAAAUAGCCGUCAUUUUGUAAGCUCAAAAGGGAACUAAUGUACAAAGGCAUAAUUCGUAAACUGCAUCCAUCAUUAAAUCUACUGCUGACACAAUCCACAUGGCAUUCAGUGCCUGCGUAUAUUGACGUGAGACCUGCAGCAAAGUAAAUACAAAAUAAAUUCACACCAUUUCAGGUAAAAAUGGCCUUGAGUACAUAUAUAGUUUCAAAACAAAGGGAAUUUUUUUAAACUAAAAAACUGUUUUCCAAGAUCCAGUUUGUUACUUUUUGUUGUUAUCUUUUGUUGAUAACAACAAAAAGUAACAAAGGCCCAGGAAAGGCCCGGGAAAGUCUUCUGCUGGGGUCUCACCUGGCCACAGUCCAGGUGUCAGCUGGGGCUUCGACGCCAUCAGAGAUGCAAAUGAGAAAAGAUCCAUUUCCAAGCCCCCUCGGGUUGUUUGUUGGCAGAAUUCAUCACCUUGCAGUUGUAGGACUGAGGUCUGUUUUCUUGCUGGCCAUUAGCUGGACACCACUCGCAGCUUCUGGAGGCUGUCCAAAGUUCCUUGAUACCCGGCCCUCUCAUGACACGGAAAAUUCUCCCAAGUCAGCAAGGGAGUGUCUCUCCAGGCUGCUGAGAUGGACUUUUACACUGGCACCCACACAUAUGCACAUACAUACAUAUGUAUACAAUAUGGAUGUAUGUAUGCAUAUACAUAUAUACACACAUGAUCUUAUAUAUAUAUUUCCAGUUUCUAGAAGCUGCCGCAGUUCUUGCUCACGACCCCACGUUACAUCGACCUCAGCUUCUGCUGUCACAUCUCCUCUCUCCCUCUGACCCUCCAGCCUUCCUCUUCUAAGACUUUUGUGCUUACCUUUGGCCCACCUGGAUGACCCAGGAUAGUCUUCCCAUCUCCAGCUCCUUAGUCACACCUGCAAAGUCUGCUUCUGUCAAGUCGGGUAGCUUCUUUUCCCUGGUUCUGAGGAUUGAGAGGUGAACAUCUUUGGGGGACCACCGUCCUAUCUACCACAGACAGUGAUUCCAGCUUAACACAAAUGUAAUGUGAGUUACACAGGAUACAGAUUCUAAUCAUAGGCCUGCAUAGGUUUCAGUACAUUCCCUGUAUGAGAGAUACCAGAGACCAGUUAGAUACUGGAGAAUACUUAAUACACUUCAGAUUUUACACAGUGAAACCUUAUAGUAUGUACCUCACGCAUGAAGUUCCUUCAUAUAAUAUUGAAAAAGUAUCCCAGGAACGCUGAAGGUGACAUACUCUUGCUUGUUUUGAAGAAGGUUUUCACUAAUUUUCUGUUAAGUCUUUGUAAUUAUCUCCAAAGUAGGUAUUUAGGUCUCUAUCUUUCUGCUGGAUGAAUUUCUUUUUAAAGCACAGGGAAAAGUGACUACACGUAAGGCCACACAACAAACCAAAGAACAGACAGAGAUAGUGAUGAGACCCUCCUGCUGGAGAUUUGAGUUCAUUAUCUUCUUAUCUGCUUGACAGCAAUGGCUUCUAUAGCUCAAUAUGUGACUAUCAUGAAAUCCUGUAAAGAUUAAAGCACAUUUGAGUGUGAUCGCUCCACGGCCUCAGCUGCACAAGAACUGAAAAGCAGCAAGGAAAGUGCGGUAGGGUUGUGGCUUCUAGGAAGCAGGCAGUGUGUACGGUUAAUGGCACUUACCCGCACUCUUGCUCAAUUAUCCUGUGUCAGACAUGCUGUUAUUUCCUUUGUCUAAGCUUUUCCAUAAUGUCAAUCACUAGGGCUUUUACCAAGCCACUUCCAGUGGCUCUUAGGCAACUGGAUUUCUUCUUAACCAAGCAAUAAAAAAAGGCAAUUACCAAAAAGCACCAUGUAUUGCCAAAAGGGUAAGUCAUCUGAUAAAAUGAGAAACUGAAACUUUUAAAUCUACAUCUGUUAAGUGUUAUGUUAAUUUGGAACCUGUAGGCUAUCAUUAAAAAUAUCAAAUAAUUCUCAGUUUGUGAGUGGCUCAAAGACAAAUAGUGAAUGUUCAAAUUUAAAUGCAAUUAAAAAUAUUUAAAUAAUAUCAAAAGCGAGUGACAUUAUAUCUACUAAGAGGGGGGAGGGGGAAGAACAUCUUGAAAGGUUGCACUGAAGAUGUCAAGAGACAGCAACCCCUGAGCAGGAGAAGGAUUUCAAAAGCUAACAGUGGUUACCAGGCAUUGGCGCAACUUCACUACUUCUACGGUCUGAGAUCCAGAGUAUUGGGUAGGAAAAGAAACACAGGCUCUUGCUAAUGUUCUCCUUUUCAUGUCCUUUUGGCUGGCUUGGCAGCUAUCUGCUUUUCUUUUCCAAAUAUACCUCUGGCCCCAUAGCCCUUUCCAAUUCUUCCUUCCGUCCCCCGACCCCCACCCUCUGCUGCUGCAGCUUAAGUUCUCCUUUUUUUUGAACUUGGGUAUGUUUUCGUGAGUCAUCAGUAUCUCUUGUCUUCUGUGCUUCAUCUUGGCAUAAGGGUGUUCAGCAGUUAGCAGAACAAAGCACUGUUGUCCAACGCUGGUGGACAGCCUUUAAAUUUUGGAAACUCUUGUCUCGGUGUGUCUGUUCAUACCCGUUGUUCUGACUGCUUUGACCUCUGCAGGUCCAUCAAGUCGUGAGGAAGCAGACCUUGCUCUACAGCCAAGUUCUCCGCCAGCCCUUCAUCUUCAGAAGUGUCACUAGAAUGUAGUGGCUUCAUCACAAAUCAGGGCGGGCUCUGCUCCAGGCAGUGUCCUCCCAGAAACCUAGGCUGAAAGAACCUCCACCAUCAGGGACAUUGGCCAUUGUGCUAGACAGGGAACAUGGCAAGCUGCCCAUCUAAGCAUUUACACAGGAAGCUCCUAUAAAGAGCUGCCUGCUGGCCGCCCUUCCGCAGAUCCCAAAUGCUCUCCGAGCUGGGUGGAGCAGAGAACAGUCACUGACCUGGUCAUGCUGAGUUCAUACGCUGAUGGCUGUUCCAUGAGGUCAAGACUGGGUCCCCUCCCAUCUCCCACUUUACCAAUGCCUGGUCUCAUGGGGUUAGUUCGGAGCCCAACACUAUGGCAUCAUCAACCUCCUCCCCAGCUCCUCGCUCCAGGUCCAGGAAGCCUCUGGGCAGGAUGGCUGACUGGUUCAGGCAGGCCCUGUCCAAGAAGGCCACGAAGACGCCCGUCUCCCCGGAAUGCUCCCCCAGUGACGUUUCACAGCCGAGCUCACGGGACAGCCCCCCACCCCUGGGCCCCUGCUCAGAGGCGUCUUCCACCCCAACACCGAGACGCGCAGGCGCCGAGAGCAGCCUCGGCGGCGGCGGCAGCAGCAGCAGCGGUGGCCGCUGGAGCAAGGACUACGAUGUGUGCGUGUGCCACAGCGAGGAGGACCUGGCGGCCGCCCAGGAGCUGGUCUCCUACCUGGAGGGCCACGCUGCCCGCCUGCGCUGCUUCCUGCAGCUUCGCGAUGCCACCCCAGGCGGCGCCAUCGUGUCCGAGCUGUGCCAGGCGCUGAGCAGCAGCCACUGCCGCGUGCUGCUCAUCACCCCGGGCUUCCUCCGGGACCCGUGGUGCAGGUACCAGAUGCUGCAGGCGCUGAGCGAGGCCCCCGGCGCGGAGGGCCGCACCAUCCCGCUGAUGUCAGGCCUCAGCAGAGCCGCCUACCCCGCCGAACUGCGCUUCAUGUACUUCGUGGACGGCCGGGGCCCCGAUGGCGGCUUUCGCCAAGUCCAGGAGGCUGUCCUGCGGUAUCUGCAGAGCCUCAGCUGACACUUCGCUCACCAUGGGACCCAGAAAGUUGGAGCAAAGCAGGAAAUGGAGUUAGAGAGCCCAGGGCCUUGCAGGGCCUUGGAUUCCAGCAGAUAUGCUGAGUUGUAAGGAACGAGUUGGCAGCAUGUUGUAUGUGACCCUGGGAUCUGAUUGCCUAUGCCUUCCAUUACUGUGGGCUCCCAGGAAGGCCCCGGGGAAACUGGGGACCCUCCCAGGUAAGGCAGUGAGGAAGCUGGGGACUUCCCCAGGAAGGCCUGGGGAAGCUGGGGACUCCCCCAGGAAGGCCAUGGGGAAGCCAGAAAGCAGAGGUGGGAGGAGCUGCUGAUACCAAGAUGAUCACCCAUGUCUUGCCUCCUGCCUAAUUGGAUAUGCAGCCUGGCACGUAGUGCCCAUGGCUUCUUCCCAUGGAAUCAAGUGCUGGCGAAGGAUGCAUUCCUCCCGACGAAGGGACUCGCCUGCUUAAGAAGCCGGAAGCCCAGACUGCUGGCCUCAGCUGGGUGGUUUUCCCAGCUGCGCGGGGCAGCCCUGAGCAGGCGGCAGGAGGGAGCAUGAGUCUUUCACACUCACAGUGCUGCUCCCGCUGCCUCCCGGGGACGGCCUUCACUUCUGAAAGCUACGUGGAAGACAUACUCAGCACGGUCCUGUAUUUCUUUUUACUGCCUGCCUGUCAUUAAAGGCUCAAACCUAGAAACCAUUCUGAACAGACAGGAGAGGACAGGGAGCAGGCAGGGUGAAGGAGAGGAAAGCUCAGCCCCUUCAGCUGGGUUCAAAAGCCCACCCGCCGAUGCUUUGACAUCUGGGGGCCUCAUCGGGGGUCUGGCCAGCCAGAAUUCAUGCUUUUCCGGUAGCUCCCUCCCCUCUGCACUCAGAAGAAUCAGCGUACUUCUUCUGGCAGAUGACCGUGUACCUUGUAGGAUAGUCAAAGUUUCAUUCAACUGUUCUCAAUAGAAGUUGUUUUGAUUGUUGAGUUGAAAUGAAUUUAUUAGUCCCCCAACAUGUACUUUUGUGUCUCUUCUCUCACUUUCCCCUACCAUUUCUCCUCCUUUGACUGCAAGGAAUUUAUAUAUUUUAAAGUGAGAUAUAAUUGACAUAUUAGUUUCAAGUGUACAUGAUUCGCUAUUUGUAUAUAUUGUGAAAAAAUUUUUAUUUUUAAUUACAAAUUAUCUUAUUACAUAUGGAAGGACUAAAGAAUAGUAUAAUGUAUAGUCAUGUACCCAACACCCAGCUUAGAAGCAAAACCUUACACUCCCCAUUCUCCUCCCUUCUCCCACCGGAAGUCACCACUAUUCUGAAUUUUUAAUGCAUCAUUCUUAGCUGUUCUCUGGGAAUUUAUUACACAUGUACGCAGCCCUGACAACAUACUUACUUUUACAUGGUUUUAUACUUUACAUAAAUGGUGUUAUCUUUAUAUUCUGCAAAAUCCUUUUUAUAAACCAUGUUUGUAAGAUGUGUGUUGACGCGUGCAGCUCCAGGAAGCUCACUUUCAUUCCGUUAUGUAAAUAGACCACUGUUUACAGUUGCACAUUCUUUCACAAAAGGACACUUGGUUGUUUCCAGUUCUUUCGCUAUUAAAAACAAUGAGCCUAUGAACAUUUUUAUUCUUGUAAAUGUUUCCAGGAGCAAGAUUUUCUAGAAUUUAGUCUAGAUAGGGAACAGCUGGGUAGUCAAGAAUACACCUCUUCGGUUUUGUUAAGACGAUACUAAAUUUUCUUCCAAAUUGGUUGUGCCAAUUUUUGUUCCUACCAUUUGCCUAUAAGGGUUGCCACUUUUUCAUGUUCUUGCUAACACGUAGGAUUAUCAGAUUUUUAAAUGUUUGCUAAUCUGGUGGUUGAAAGCUGGUAUCCUAUUGUCAUAAUAUUCUCUUUUCCUUUUGCCUUUUUUAUGAAAAAGAAUUUUUUUUCUACUAAAUGAAAGAGGAAGUUUGAUGAACCUUCAUACACCUAUCAUCGAGUUUCAACCAUUACCAGAGAUAAGCUUGUAUUUAUUACCUACCCAUUCCCUCCCCACUAGAUCAUUUUGAAGUAAAUCCCAGGUAUUAUUUUUUUCCUAAAUAUUUAAGUAUGUAUUAGUAGUUUUUUUAAAAAAAUAUGACCACAAUAUAACAGCAUAUUUUAAAGAACAGAAGUUUUAUUUUUUAUAUAAAAACUUUUACCUAUUACUUUGUAGUCUGUGCUUUUUGUGUCUUCUUUAGGAAGUCUUUCCCUAUUCCUAUAUUUUCUUCUCGAAGUAUUUCACAUUUAGGUCUUUAAUCCAACUGGAUGUUUUAUUUGAGUUUGUUUUUGUUGUUAUUCCUCUUGGUGUCUGAGUCAGAGAGCCAUUUGUUUUUCCCAUAUGAAUACCCAUUAUUUACUGACUAGUCCAUCCUUCCCCCCACUGAUUGUGAUGUCACUGCUGCCAUGUUGUCAUACUCAGGGGUCUACUCCUGGGCGUUCAGGCUCCUCUCUGUCUGUUCGUGCAUCCGUGCGUCAGUGGCUUACUGACGGUGGUGGUUAGUGAGCCUCAAUAAACCUGCCAGUCCUCCCAUGCCUCUUACUCCUCAAAAUCACAGUUCCUUUACUCUUUCAUAUAAAUUCUUUAUUCAAUUUGUCAGUUGCCAGGAAAAUGCCAAUUAGUGUUUUACUGGAUUUACAUUGAGAUUAAUUUGGAAAGAAUAGAUGUUUUAAUGAUACCUGAAUCUUUCUCACCAAAAAAAUGGUAUGUCUCCAUUUAUAUCUUUAAAUGUAUUUCAAUAAAACUUUGUAAAUCUUU
Molecule: messenger RNA, 7088 nt
Organism: Camelus dromedarius (Arabian camel)
Lineage: Eukaryota; Metazoa; Chordata; Mammalia; Artiodactyla; Camelidae
Gene: TIRAP
Product: TIR domain containing adaptor protein
Exons: 5
Coding region: 3645-4340 (231 amino acids)
Biological process (GO): regulation of stress-activated MAPK cascade; positive regulation of tumor necrosis factor production; toll-like receptor 4 signaling pathway
Cellular component (GO): plasma membrane; cytoplasm
Molecular function (GO): Toll-like receptor 4 binding; Toll-like receptor 2 binding
Source: RefSeq, a predicted model, not a curated record